AUGGUUGUAGGAGUAGGAUCUAGGCAUGUUUUUGGUAGUUUGGUGGAGAUCAUCGAACAAAGUGGGUGGCAAGGGCUUUGGGCAGGAAAUACAAUCAAUAUGCUCCGCGUUAUUCCAACCCAAGCAGUUGAACUCGGAACAUUUGAAUGUGUCAAGAGGAGCAUGACAGAAGCUCAAGAGAAAUGGAAAGAGGACGGAUACCCAAAGAUACAGCUUGGUAAUAUGAAAAUCGAGCUUCCACUUCACUUCUUAUCUCCCGUCGCUGUUGCCGGUACUGCUGCUGGAAUAGCUGCCACAUUGGUGUGCCAUCCUCUCGAAGUUAUCAAGGAUCGCUUGACUAUCAAUCGAGAGCUUUAUCCAAGCAUUAGCCUUGCCUUCAGAAGGAUCUAUCAGACCGAUGGUCUCACUGCAAGCACAAUCAGCUUCCCGCUGGAGGUAGCAAGGAAGCGGCUGAUGGUCGGCGCCCUGCAGGGGAAGUGCUCGCCUAACAUGAUUGCUGCUUUGUCAGAGGUGAUCCGGGGGGAGGGCUUCCUGGGGCUUUACCGUGGGUGGAGGGCGAGCUGCCUGAAGGUCAUGCCACAUUCCGGCAUCACCUGGGUGUUGUACGAGGCAUGGAAGGAUGUUCUUCUGGCUGACAGGAACAAGCCGCGCGGCUUAGCAAAUUGA
Messenger RNA from Miscanthus lutarioriparius, 666 nucleotides. NCBI's taxonomy places the organism in Eukaryota, Viridiplantae, Streptophyta, Magnoliopsida, Poales, Poaceae. The record is from the annotation of a GenBank genome assembly.